GGGUCAAGUUGUAUUUAACACUACAAUUUGGCUGUAUUGGAAGGUUUCACUCAUGGAGAGCACUACUGGGAGAUUGAAUUUUCAGAGCCUCCAUACGGAACCUCAGUCAUGGUGGGCUUAGGGACAAAUAAGGCUUUACUGCACACUGGGGAUUUCCAGUUCAUCAACCUGCUCGGGAUGGAUAGAGAGAGCUGGGGCCUGUCAUACAAAGGCUCUCUCUGGCAUGGUGGGAAAAGCAGAAAGUACACAGAGCCCUUUUACGACAAGAUGACCGUCAUUGGAGUGCUGCUGAACCUGCAUGCAGGGACACUGAGGUUCUACAAAAAUGGCAUCAGCCUAGGACUGGCUUUCUCUGGUCUGGAUAAGGUGGGUGUCCCCCUGUAUCCUUUGGUAAGCUCCACCGCCCCGGAGACAGAGGUGCUGCUGGGACUGCGUACAUCUCGCCUUGCCUCGCUGCGGGAACAUUGCCUCCACACCAUUGCCAACAGCCUGGAUCCUUGCAUCCCCCUCAAUGCCAUCCCCUUGCCCACCACCCUGCGGGACCAACUGAAGACUCACUUUAUGCACAACCAAAACUGCUGUGAAUGCAGCUAGUGCCAUAAUCAGUAUCUGCCUAGGCAAACUGAUAAUGGGGCAGCAGUACAACAUUGUGAAAUCGAAUUUGCAUCCAACGGGCUACUGGUUUGUACCUCAAUGAGGAAUGUUGUACCUUUCAGCAAGGCAGAAUGUAAGCUGGGUAUGUGGUCCUGGAUAUAGGCUAGCCUAACUUGCUGCUACAAAAUAACAAACCAUUCCAACCAGCCCUUACUGUGACAUGCAUGAUGGAAUCUGUCAUAGCAUUCCAUAUG
Megalops cyprinoides (Indo-Pacific tarpon) is the source of this 848-nucleotide messenger RNA. Its product is annotated as SPRY domain-containing SOCS box protein 3. The coding region runs from base 109 to 594 and encodes 161 amino acids. The record is from RefSeq and is a predicted model, not a curated record. Gene Ontology annotation, cellular component: SCF ubiquitin ligase complex. The transcript is spliced from 3 exons. Gene Ontology annotation, biological process: proteasome-mediated ubiquitin-dependent protein catabolic process. Lineage: Eukaryota; Metazoa; Chordata; Actinopteri; Elopiformes; Megalopidae. Gene Ontology annotation, molecular function: protein binding.